CAAUCCACUUACGAUUGGACAAAGUGAACUCCCUGAGAGCAGAAGACAAGAAAGCAGAGAGGGAGAGAGGCACACUAAGCAGAAAUGAACCAAUAGAGACAAAGAGCAAACAGCACACAGAGUUCAUUAGUAUGCCAGGGCAGUAGACUCGCAUUCAGCUCUCCAUGUUCCAGUGUGUAUCCACAGAGCAUACCAGACCCGUCCUUCUGCAUCUGGUGGAGUUACAGUUCUAGUUGUACGUCUCUUGUUUUGUCUUUAGGAGAACAAGGCCAAACUGUUGCUGCUGCUGCUACCUUUUGUCUUUUUAAAUCUUUUUCUACCUUGGCAUCCAGCCUCAGAUCUUUUGCAAAGACCUCAGGGAUCAGCCAUCAGUCAGAGACAGGCUCCUCCUCUCUCAGGGUCAGCACCACCCCCUCAGUCUCUAAGCCCCUCCCCCAGCACCCUCCCAGCCCCAUAACAACCUCACCAUGAACCUCAAGCAGAACGCAUCUUCAAUCAUCUUCCUCCCCGUGUACCUGCUAAUGUGGCUGUACACAGUCAUCACCUUUGUCCCAUGGUACCUCCUCACCAAUGCCCACAAGAAAAAAGCCCUGGCAAAGAGAACAAAAGCCAAGUCCACCACGGGCAAAGCUGAGGGCCCCUAUCGCUCGGUGGACCAUUUCAACUCGCUGGCCACAAUGGACUUCCCAGGCGUUGACACCCUGGACAAGCUGUUUGAUCAUGCUGUGAAGCGCUUCGGGAAGGCAGACUGCCUGGGGACCAGGGAUGUGCUGAGCACCGAAAAUGAGACACAGCCCAGUGGCAAAGUGUUCAAGAAGUUGAUCCUUGGAGAGUACAGAUGGAUGUCUUACCAGGAUGUGGAUGUGGCGGUGAGUCACUUUGGCAGCGGGCUGGCGGCGCUGGGUCAGCAGCCUCGCAGCACCAUCGCCAUAUUUUGCGAGACGCGGGCAGAAUGGAUGAUCACUGCCCAGGCCUGCUUCAGAUGCAACUUCCCACUGGUCACUUUCUACGCAACCCUGGGGGAGGACGCCGUGGCGUUUGGGCUGAAUGAGUGCGGCGUCACCCAUCUCAUCACCAGUGUGGAGCUCCUGGAGACCAAACUGAAGAACGUGCUUCCUGAGAUCCGCAACCUGAAGCACAUCAUCUACGUGGACAAGAAGGGCUUCAAUAAGACGGGCUACCCCGAGGGCCUGCAGAUCCACAGCAUGCAGACAGUGCAAGAGCUGGGAGCCCAGCCUGAGAACAUGAGUGUGGAGGUGCAGCAGCCCCUGCCCUCAGACCUGGCUGUCAUCAUGUACACCAGCGGCUCCACGGGCCGACCCAAGGGGGUCAUGAUCAUCCACAGCAACCUGAUCGCUGGCAUGACAGGCCAGUGUGAGAGGAUCCCAGGCCUCGGGCCAGACGACACCUACAUUGGCUACCUACCGCUGGCACAUGUGCUGGAGAUGACCGCCGAGAUCUCCUGUGUGACAUACGGCUGCAGGAUUGGCUACUCCUCCCCUCAGACUCUCUCUGACCAGUCCUCGAAGAUUAAAAAGGGCAGUAAGGGGGACUGCUCUGUGCUGAAGCCCACCCUCAUGGCUGCCGUCCCGGAAAUAAUGGACCGCAUCUACAAGAACGUGAUGAGCAAAGUGCAGGAGAUGGGCUACCUGCAGAGGACACUCUUCAAGCUGGGCUACAACUACAAGCUGGAGCAGAUCAAAACUGGCUACGAUGCACCGCUCUGCAAUGUCCUCCUCUUUAAGAAGGUGAGGUCCUUGCUGGGGGGGAACGUGCGAAUGAUGCUGGCAGGAGGGGCGCCGCUGUCCUCCGCCACCCAGCGCUUCAUGAACAUCUGCUUCUGCUGCCCCGUGGGCCAGGGCUACGGCCUGACCGAGACCUGCGGAGCGGGCACCAUCACUGAGGUGGCAGACUACAGCACUGGUCGAGUUGGGGCACCCCUCAUUUGCUGCGAGAUCAAACUGAGAGACUGGGCUGAGGGUGGCUACACCACGCUUGACAAGCCCCACCCCCGAGGGGAGAUCCUGAUUGGGGGUCCCAACGUCACCAUGGGCUACUACAGGAACGACGUCAACAACAAUGAGGACUUCUUUGUGGACGAGCAGGGCCAGCGGUGGUUCUGCACAGGGGACGUGGGCGAGUUCCACCCGGACGGGUGCCUGCAGAUUGUGGAUCGUAAGAAGGACCUUGUGAAGCUGCAGGCUGGAGAGUAUGUGUCGCUGGGCAAAGUGGAGUCUGCCCUGAAGAGCUGCACCCUCAUUGAUAACAUCUGCGCAUACGCUAACAGUGACCAAAACUAUGUGAUUAGCUUUGUGGUACCCAACCAGAAGAAGCUCACUGCCUUGGCCAAUCAGAAGGGCAUUGAGGGGACCUGGGAGGAGAUCUGUAACCAUCCAACUAUGGAGUCUGAGGUCCUGAGGGAGAUCAAAGAGGUUGCAAAAUCAAUCAAACUACAGCGGUUUGAGAUCCCGGUCAAAGUUCGCUUGAGUCCAGAGCCCUGGACCCCCGAAACGGGCCUGGUCACAGACGCCUUCAAACUGAAGAGGAAGGAGCUGAAGGACCACUAUCUCCAUGACAUCGAGAGAAUGUAUGGGGCGAAGUAGAGUCGCCGUCCAGCCUAAAAAUCCUACCUGUUUGUAUAUAAACAUACAACACAGAAUGUCUGGUUCUCAUGGAGGUGGAGAAUGAGGAGUUGCGAUUUGAAACCGAAAGCUCGAAGAAUUGUGCACAUGGACUGUUUCCAGCUUUUCAUAAACACCCAAAAAGAGGCCUCCAUUUUGUGGUAUACGCAAGCGUCUUUUUGUGCUUUCAGAGGGAAACCAACCAUACUGCCAUUCAUUUAAAAACUCUUUGUAUUCGUAUUUUAUGACUUGCGUCCUUGAAAUGUGUGUAUAUUAGCUUUGCGCAUUGUGAAAUGUAUGUGUGCCUAUGAAAAGGGAGGAUAUGUAGAUGCUGAUUUAGAAAAACGGUUGACUGAGCAAAGGCAGAAGGCAAAAGAGAAGCCAGAGCAAGGCCCACUGAAACAAGAGGCGCUGAACAAAGUUUAAAAGCCCAUUUUGUAGUACAGAACUCUGCUGCCCCUCUGUGGUUAUUUAUGUACUUGUGUGAUACUGUGCCUUUUUUACAGAAAGUCUCUUCCUUUUUUUGUACUUCAAUACUAAAUCAUAUGAUGUAUGCCAGUCGAUAACUGCAUUCCAGACAGACGUCUAAAAAUUUCAGAAACAAAGUCAUUGUUUUGCUAGGAGUUUAAGAAUAGUUUUUCACGCAUUCACAGAAUUUUGAAGAUUGUGACACAUAACCACCUAGAGCACUACAGCUCUUAAACAUAAGAGUGGCUUUAGAAGAAUACACAGCAUUUGUUAGUCCAUGGGGCUUUGGGACCAUUGCAAUUUAAUUUUUUAUAACUUAUUUUGAGUUGGAAAUGUAGUUUGGCCACCAUAGAUUUGGUUAUGACACAGUCCAAAUGUGUCCAUUUCAGGUUGACUCGAGGAUUAAGUUUACAGUUGUAGGAUAGUAAUUUAUUGAGUGGCUUGGUGGUAUAUAUACACCGAACAACAUGGCUAUAUUUAUAGACAUGAUUAUUAUGUUGAAACCUUUGAUGUGAUAGCUACACCAUCAGUUGUGGAGUAUAUUCACCUUUGCACUGUGCUCUUGAUAUAGUCUGCUGUACAAUAUUGUUUUGACUUUAUGUUUAACUUCUUAUGUUUAACUUUGUAAAUUAUUUUGUACAGUGAUGCAGUAUUGUAAAAUACUUCCAGCAUAUACUCACAUAUACUCUUCU
Molecule: messenger RNA, 3781 nt
Organism: Megalops cyprinoides (Indo-Pacific tarpon)
Lineage: Eukaryota; Metazoa; Chordata; Actinopteri; Elopiformes; Megalopidae
Gene: acsl4a
Product: acyl-CoA synthetase long chain family member 4a
Exons: 15
Coding region: 468-2603 (711 amino acids)
Biological process (GO): neuron differentiation; long-chain fatty-acyl-CoA metabolic process; long-chain fatty acid metabolic process
Cellular component (GO): lipid droplet; plasma membrane; endoplasmic reticulum
Molecular function (GO): arachidonate-CoA ligase activity
Source: RefSeq, a predicted model, not a curated record